AUGACAACGACUACUUCGCCCAAUAUCAAGACUCGAUUCCUAGUAAUUUCCGACACACAUGGACUUUACAGCUUGCCGGAGUUCUUAUCAGGUCAAUAUGCAGAUGUCGCGAUUCACUGCGGGGACCUUACCACGGAAUCCAAACUUGAGGAGUACCGGGCCUCCAUCCGAUUACUUCAAGGCGUGAAUGCCCCUCUCAAACUCGUGAUAGCCGGGAACCACGACUUCACAAUGGACAUACCAGCAUUCAAGAAAAAGGUGGCAGAAGCUCAGCCAGCGCUGGACCUCGACUUGGUUGAGAAAGUAUAUGGCUGUUAUGGGGACGCUGGACGCAUCCUUGACGAAGCCUCUGGGAUUACUUUCCUAGACGAGGGUACCCACUCUUUCCGUCUAGAAAAUGGUGCGUCUUUGACUGUCUAUGCUAGUCCAUACACACCAACUCUCGGCAGCUGGGGCUUUCAAUAUAAUCCAGAUCACGGUCACGACUUUUCCAUUCACAAUGUCGAUGUCGCCAUGACACAUGGCCCGCCAAAAGGGAUCCUCGAUUAUACCUACUCUGGCGAAAGAGCAGGGUGCCCAUAUCUCUUUGGGGCGAUAAGUCGAGCCAGACCUCGGAUGCAUUGCUUUGGUCACAUUCAUGAAGGAUGGGGUGCGAAACUCGUUAGUUGGCGUCAAAAAACCAGCGAGAAGCCUUCUCACUUGACUGAUAUUGAUAAUGGAAGAUCUGUGCUCAUAGGCAAGCUCUCCACCUUGACUUCUAAGAGCUUAUCUGUCACAAGCCACUGCUCCGGGGACUCAACCCAGCUGGAAUAUGGGUCUCAAACGCUUUUCGUUAAUGCUUCAAUCGAAGGAGCGGGAGAUCUUCCGGUACAACCACCGUGGCUCGUUAAGCUUGAGCUUCCACUUGCAAGCGAACUAGAAAAUCAAUAA
Messenger RNA from Penicillium longicatenatum, 930 nucleotides. RefSeq names its product metallophosphoesterase family protein. The record is from RefSeq and is a predicted model, not a curated record. Gene Ontology annotation, molecular function: hydrolase activity. NCBI's taxonomy places the organism in Eukaryota, Fungi, Ascomycota, Eurotiomycetes, Eurotiales, Aspergillaceae. Bases 1 to 930 code for a protein of 309 amino acids. The transcript has a single exon.